Molecule: messenger RNA, 3181 nt
Organism: Astrephomene gubernaculifera
Lineage: Eukaryota; Viridiplantae; Chlorophyta; Chlorophyceae; Chlamydomonadales; Astrephomenaceae
Source: the annotation of a GenBank genome assembly
GCUAAAGGGUUCGCACGCGAGUAGAACGCUCUUCGCAUACGAUCGACUUCAAGCACUUACCUAAAGUCCUUCAGCCGACGAGCUGGCCUUGUGGCUACAGUCUCCUCUACGUGCACCACCUCCCCUCUGACUAGUUACUGUAUGCAAGAUUUUUCCAAGGUAGAUUAAUUCUUUAUAAAUAUAUAUACUUAGCUGAUUGCUAUUUGUUUCUUGGCAAGUCCUUGGGGCGUUGCGAGCUCAGCAGGCCCCUAUCCGCCACGACUGGAUUUACGAUUACUUAAUCUUAGCUACCAGAAGUCUUCAAGCUUGUAACGUCUACGUAUUGUGCAAAUGCGCGUUGGGCUGCUUUGCGUCGGCCCCAUUCAGCCAUCGCAUGGCACUUUUCAGCAGGCGAAACCACCACCUCCAUGUCCGCGAAUUCAGUUUAGCUGCAAGAUCAGACAUGUCAAGAAAGCCAGCCAAGACGCCUUCAACCAAAGCGUAUGUGGGCGUAACGGCUCGCGAGCAAUUGCCCGCAUCGCCAUCGUCACAGCCGCAGCACACAGUCUGCCCUCAUCAGCCGCAGAGCCAGCCACAGGCCUCACAGCAAACAUAGAUCGCACAAACCCUUCCAACCCCCACCCGGCUAAGGACACACUAGCAGCAACAUCGUCGCUUACAUCCAGCAACGCCAAAGCUUCUGCUGCAACCACCACCACCACCGCCGCCGCCACCAGCAAUGCCCCACCUCCCCCAUCACCACCCUCCUCCACUUCCUCCUCCGCUUCCUCUUCCACCAUCUCCUCCGCGUCCCGCGCACGUCUUAGCCAAGAGGAAAUCUCGGCACGCAUUGCCGCCUCCCACGCUCGCCGCGCCACUCGUCUGUCGUACAACUGUCCCGCUUGCUCCAUCUCCGCCGCCACCCCGCCCAACAUCGCUCGCCACAUGAGCCGCUGCUGCCCGGACUUGAUGGAAUCGGACCUGGCUGGCUGGGGACAGCUGGACUCCCUCCCCCGCGGCUACCCCUCCCCCCAACACGACCUCGCGGUGGCCCUGCUGCGCGCAGCUGCGGCCCGCGAGCACCAGCUGCGGCACACGGCGCUGCAUAUCGUGUUCUGGUCCGGCCCCCUUGACCCCGCCACGGGACUACCUGUGCGGCUCGGGGAGGGGGAGGCGGCGGCAAGACUGGGACUGCCGCCUGCCAGGGUUUCCUCCCUGCUGCGAGCUGCACGCGUCUCCGUGCCGCUCGCAUCCGACUGGGCCGCCUUCCAAGCGGCUGGUGCUGCUGCCGACACUGCCUCUGCUGGCGCUGCUGCCUCUGCUGCUGCCGACACGGGGGCUGCAUCCGCGUGUGGCAGCGGUCUGGAUGUGUUGUGGGAGGACGAGUACUUUCUGGCCGUCAACAAGCCGCCCGGGGUAAACACCGCUCCGGUGCACCGAUUCGUGGGCGGCUCCAUGGUCAAUCGGGUGAUCGCCUACCUCAAUCGCGACCGGCGGGCCGGCAGUGGCCAGCAGCAGCAGCAGCAGGUGACUCUGCUUAACCACCACACAGCAGCUACUGCUGGCCCCGCUGCUGCUGCCACCGUGUUUCAGGGCAUGCCGCUGGGCGCAGCAGUGCCGUUCGGCUACCUGCCACCACUGCUCCCCCCGCGAGAGCCCUUCGCACUGGCCGGCGCUGCUGCUGCUGCCUCCUCCUCCUCCGCCACCUCCUCCUCCGCCACUUCCUCCUCAGCAGCCACCUCGAGUGAUGGGGAGGACUUGACGGACGACACACAGCACCCUCCUCAUCACCAGCAGCAGCAGCAGUCCCCGCAGCCGACCCACGGGUCAUCCCAGCGGCAGUUGGAGCCCUACGUGCUCCACCGCCUGGACAUGCACACCUCGGGGCUGCUGCUGUUCGCUAAACGCUCCGAGGUUGUGGCGGCGGUACACCGGCAGUUCAGGGAGCGCUCCCUCUCCAAGCUCUACCUCGCGGCUGCAGUGGGCUGUCCGCCCCCCUCCCAGGAUCGCUUCAGCCUGCAUGCGAGCAUUGACCGCCACCCGAGCCAGCCGGUGGCACGAAUGGUGGCGGACACGGGCAAGGAUGCCGCCACCAGCUUCACCGUUCUCGCCCGCAACCCGCACAUCAGCCUGCUGCCGGGCCAACACCCACACCCGCACCCGCACUUACAACCACACCCGCACCCGCACUUACAACAGAGCGGCGCGGAUGACAGCGGCAACAGCGCAGCUGCAGCUGCUGCCGGCACCGCAGCCGCAGCCAGCGUAGCAGCCCCCGGCCUCCUCAUGCGCAUGGCCGCAGCGGAACGAGAACAGCAACAGCAGCAGCAACAGCAGCAAGAGUGCUCCGAUCACCAUGCCAGCAGCCUUCCAGCAUCCAAUCACCAACAUCAUGAGGGAGCCAGCCUCAUCCUCUGUGCGCCACACACCGGUCGUACACACCAGAUCCGCGUGCAUCUGGCACAUGUACGACACCCCAUCGUGGGAGAUGACGUGUACGGCAUCUCAGGGCCCUGGAUCAACCGCCAGGCACUGCAUGCCGCCGCGCUUCAGUUCCUACAUCCGAUGACGGGGCGUGUCGUACGGCUGACGGCCCCGUUGCCGUACGACAUGCGAUCAUGUCUGGUGUCGUUAGGGUUGCCGGUUCCGGAUGUGGAGGCGCUGGCGGAGCAGGAGUGGCGGCGGUUGGAGCAGCAGCAGCAGCAGGGGUAGCAGCAGGGCUAGCAAUUAGGGACCGCUGGCAGCGGUAGUGGAGUGGCAGUAGGAGUAGCAGUGGAAGAGGGAAGUGACGACUGACGACGUGACGAGGGGUUAACGGCGGCCCUACCUGCGCCUUGGAGUGGGGGUGACAAGUUGUAGUGACAGACAACACAUGGAGUGUGUUGUAAUAGCUGGUGGGCAGGGGUGUUUGCAGGUCGCAAAUGGCAGUGAGUGCGAGUUUAGCGGAGCGACGGUGUGGCGGUACUUUGGUCCUUGAGCAAGCUGUUGUGCGUGACGGGUGUGCAAGGGUGCGAGGCGCGCGGGUGAGGGGUGCUCAGACAGCUGCCGCGAGGGGUGCUGUGACCCCCGUGAGUGAAUGUGGUGGCUGCUGGGCCGCUUCGGUUAGCUGGCAGCGGUUCCCCUGGGGGGCUGCUGUACGCAAAGAGGAAAGGAUUAAAGAACCGUGUGAUAAGGCGUCAUCGUCAUCUGCUGUGAGUGGAGG